This is a messenger RNA of Seminavis robusta, 852 nucleotides long. The record is from the annotation of a GenBank genome assembly. NCBI's taxonomy places the organism in Eukaryota, Bacillariophyta, Bacillariophyceae, Naviculales, Naviculaceae.
AUGAUGGCUGGUGACUCUGUUGCCAGCCUGAAAGAAAAGAUUCUCAAAAGCAACAAAAGUGACCCCUUUAUGAGUGGUAUCAAGAAACCCUCAGAUGUCAAGAUCUUCUUGCCCGGCAAAAAUGGAAAACCUGGGAAAGAGCUGAGUGACAGUGAUGUCAUUCCUGAUGGAUCCAGCUUGGAUCAGCCUCUAGUAGUGAAGCGGAGCCAGGAUUGCUGCUACAAAAUGGGUGAUGAUGGCCAGCCUGAUUCCAUAGCAAUGUUGGCAGGUGACUCUGUGGCCAGCCUGAAGGAAAAGAUUCUCAAAAGCAACAAAAGUGACCCCUUUAUGAGUGGCAUCAAGAAACCUUCAGAUAUCAAGAUCUUCUUGCCUGGCAAAAAUGGGUUACCUGGGAAAGAGCUGGGUGUCAAUGAUGUCAUUCCUGAUGGAUCCAGCUUGAAUCAGCCUCUAGUUGUGACAAAAGAAGCAGAAAAGAAGCAGCAAGCUGCAACACCAAAAGAUGCGAAAGCAGAUGAUGCAAAGUCAAGGAUUGCUGAGAUGAAACGGCAGAGAGAAGCCAUGAAAGCAGCCGCAGCAGCUCAGAGCACAAAACCAAGGCCAACAAAAACUCGUAGUUCAGAAAAGAAGGAAGAAAAGCCAAAGCAGAAAGUGCUCGGGGAAGAGGCCCGGAGGAAAUGUUUCAUGUGGUAUGCUCGAUUCGGGCAGCCAAAUAGAGAUCUGAUGAAAAGAAAAGUGCGGAGGCUGGGAGAUGCAUGUGACAUUACUGUGGAAGAUGUUGAUGCCCUUCCAUGGAUUUGUCGUGGCGAAAUGCUUCCCGUGAAGGAGUUGAAUGAUCUCAUCAUCAAUGGGUAG